AUGUGCCGGAAGUAUACUAAACCAAAGGAAGUCAAAUUUCAGGUAUUUUCAUCGUUCUUUUUGUCAGAUUCACCGUAUCAGCAGCAGCAUCUCAUCAUACGCUUGAACUUCAAACCAUUCUAUCUUCGCGCUCCGCCAUUGGAAAGCAUCAAUCGGAGCACAUCAAAAAUCGAGUAUGCUAUAGAAUGGAAUAUCAGAAAUGCCCGUAAGGGAUUCGAUUCACCUUGCAAAAAAGAUUAUACUACGGCAUAUGCUAAAUUCAAUGCACAAUUGCAAUGGCGAUGCGUUGCGAAAGGAAAUGGUACCGCUAAUAUAAUGGUAAUAGGAAAUUCAGUGGCACAACGAGCAUAUUUAUUGAUUUACGAAAUACUCAAAGGGCGUUUCAAUGAACUCCGACUUUUCGCAAGAAACAAUUGUGCUGCCUUGUCAAACGAGUGCCCCUCUUUUUCGGAAGCGAUGAGAAAGGUAGUGCAACACGAAAAACCAGAUAUUCUCUUCAGCAUGCAUAUCACAUUAGCCGAGCCUUAUGUAAAACCUGUCGAGGAUCUCGAAACGGAUUUGAUUUAUAAUCAGUUUCAAAGCAACGUAAACUUCAUCAGUAACUACACGAAAUAUAUUGUGAUUGACAUGCCUUACUACAAAUAUUCCAAUUUCAAUAGUGGUGCGGUUCUUGCGAGGAGACUCCAGCGUGGUCUUUUUUUAGGUGAUGAGUUUAUUAUAACAUGGCAGCAAUACAUCGAUCAAGCGCAACAUCACAGGAAGCGUAUAAGCUCACUAGUGUGCAACAAAUGCAUCAUCAACGAUGUUGCGGAGGGACUUUUUCAAAAUGGCAUCUUCUUCGCCUACGACCCACGAACUUAUUUUGCAAGAAUUGGAGAUGGGACCCAUUUGACCACAGUCGGUAUCGAGCUUUUACGGCCUUUAUACAAAAGGAUUAUAGAGAAGUUGCUUCAAGAACUAAAUGAAGAAUCGCUGCAUCAAGACAAAGGGAAACAGUGAUGAAAUUCUAUUAGGAUCCGAAAGUUCUGUCGUUUCAUUUUCAAAGAUUUAUAACUUUGCGCUAUUCAAAGGAUUUGCUUGCUUGGAAUUUCAUUACCAAGAACAAGUCUUUCGCUUUCAAACACUACUCUGUGAAACUUCUGUUUCACACUGG
This is a messenger RNA of Cylicocyclus nassatus, 1153 nucleotides long. Lineage: Eukaryota; Metazoa; Nematoda; Chromadorea; Rhabditida; Strongylidae. The record is from the annotation of a GenBank genome assembly.